AUGAACAUGACGUGGAGGGUGAUGUUUAUUGUAUCGAUAUUUGCUCGUUCUUGUCGAUUUGACUUAGUCAUUCAGAGCCGCGAGGUUGAAGAUUGCUUUAUGGAAUUCGUAUGUCGAGAUUGGUCAGAAUACAUUCCAUUCACUGUUCUCAGCCUUUCUGGCUCACCUGGUACACCAGGCGUGAUGGGUAAUCAUAAAAUUGAACUUCUUUAUAUAUUCUAUCUAUUCUUGUUAGGUUCUCGUGGCCCUCAAGGUCCGCAAGGGAUAAGUGGUCCUCCUGGUCGUGAUGGGUUUAGCGAACGACCGGUGUCAUUCUACGCUGAGUUAUCACGGUUAUCUGUCAUCGAAACUGCUAAUAGUACAGUUCGCCCAUGGAGGUUGUACCAAUCCUAUAAUUUUCGUGCUGUUCCAAAUUAUUUCUCAGCCGAGACAGGGAUUUUUACAGCACCUGCCGAUGGUCUCUACCAAUUCUUUCUUACAAUUGCUGUUUCCCGAUCGAAAGCCUUGGUCAAUAUUGCAAAAAAUGGUCAAUACAUCUGUCCGAUUAGAAUAGACUCAACGAUAACAGCCAACGAUAAAACAAUUGGCUGGGGUUGGGCAAGUGGCUCGAUUGAUUGUUUUAUCUAUUGUCACAUUGGUGAUCAAGUAUCGGUGAUCGGUUCUAAUGAAGACUUUACUUCGCAAAUUUACGGAUAUUCUUAUACAACAUUUUCAGGAUAUAUGUUCUACAGUAAUUAA
Messenger RNA from Adineta ricciae, 738 nucleotides. NCBI's taxonomy places the organism in Eukaryota, Metazoa, Rotifera, Eurotatoria, Adinetida, Adinetidae. The record is from the annotation of a GenBank genome assembly.